GCGGAGCUUCUAAACAGCGAUGAAACGUUAGCAAAACACACUUUGCAGGGUUUUUUCUCCUGCAUUUGCGCUUACUAGGACGAGAUUUUGCACAGUACCGUCAAACGGUUUGUGCUUUUUGUCGUUUCUACGGGCUUUGCACGGCUUUACGUUUUUCUGAAUUUGUCUAUACACCGUCUUUACGAAGUUUGAGGAUUUCUUCGCUAAUUUAGACCAUUAGACCGUAAUUGAAGUGACUACAACGGUGCUGACAAGGAACACCUUGGUAAUUGAUUUUUUUGCGUUUUUUCUCAGCAUUCAGCAAGUCUGCGAGCUUUAAGACUAAAUGGUUAGACCGUUUUUCAAUCAGGCUUGCUUCUUUGCCUUUUUCGUUUCCUUAUGGAACGUCUGGGUUGCUGAAUGUGCCACUACGGAGAGCAAGCCAAACUUGCGCGGUCGAUUUCUCCAUAUAACAGACUUCCACCCUGACAAGUACUACAGUGCGGGCUCUUCUACAAGCAAUUAUUGUCAUAAUCACGACGAGGACUUGUCUACGCAGAAGAAAGCUCGCUACCUCUCUCCCGGACCGGGUUACGCAUGCGACAGUUCGUUAGCUUUGGUGAACGAGACACUCAGCUGGCUCUCAAAACACAAAGACGAUGUUCUAGGCGGACUGGACUUUGUUUUGUGGACGGGUGAUAACUCUCGACACGAUAACGACAAUCACUUUCCUCGUACGCGUAAAGAGAUUGCCGAAGCCAAUAGAGAUUUGGUUAAUUGGAUGGUAGAGACGUUUCCAGACAUCCCGGUCGUCGUUUCGAUUGGUAACAAUGACAUUUACCCACACAACAUUAUGACUGCCGGCCCUUCGCUCAUGAUCGAAGAUUUGGAGCAGGCUUGGGAGCCCAUUUUGCCCGAGUUUGAACGACACAUAUUCCAACGCGGAGCUUACUAUGUGAACGAAGUGAUCCCCAACAAGCUUGCUGUUCUCUCCAUCAAUACGUUGUACCUUUCGUCGAAGAACGCGGCUGUUGAUGGUUGCCCGAACAAAAAGCACGAAGCCGGAACGCUGCAUUUGCGCUGGCUUCGUGUUCAACUGAAGCUGCUGAGGGAACGCGGUAUGAAGGCUUACAUUAUUGGACACAUCCCUCCUACUCGUGAUCAAUGGUACGAUCGAUGCUAUUCUAUGUUCUCUCGGUUAAUGUAUCAAUACCGAGAUGUUGUUAUCAGUCAGCUGUAUGGACAUAUGAAUGUCGACCACUUUGCCUUCAUGCAAUACAAGCACAAGCACGAUGUUGACGUAGCUCAGAACGAGCGCACCAUCUCCAUUCGCAGUGCUCAACCCAAUUACUUGGUGAAUCUCAUCAGCAACCAAUAUGAGGCAUUGCCAGCAGUUCCGCUAAACGAAAAUGAUUCUGUCAUUGACGACAAGGUAAAGUCUUAUUCGGUUGCUGUUGUUGGAGCGAGUAUCAUUCCGGAGAUGUUUCCUUCGUUCCGGGUUUACGAGUACAACGUCACCGGCACCGAGAGUCUCCAAAGUGCAGAACGGAUGACGGAAGUUGAAGAUGAUGAAGAUUGUGCUGAAGAGGAUGAGUUGUGUUUGCUGGAACUGUCUGAGGACGGGGAUGAGAAUGGAGACAUUGUUGACGCAAUGAAGAAAAAGAAAAAGAAGAACAAGAAGAAGAAGCGCGCGGUUCCUGGAAGCCCUGGUCCAGCAUACCAACCUCAACCCUUCACACCUACUGGCUUUACGCAAUAUUUUUUGAACACGACUGAGUAUAUCGAUGCCGAUGAAAGUACCCCCAUUGAAUUUACUGUGCUGUACGAUUCGCGUAGUGAGCCAUACUAUAUGAAGGAUCUCACUGUUCCAGAGUAUGUUCGAUUAGCUCGCAGAAUCGCAGGAAAGGCAUCGAAAGAUGAAGAACCCGUUGCCUCACUGCAAGACCCAGAAAUCUCAAAGAAAAAGAAGAAGAAGAAAAAGAAGAAGAGAGACAUGAAUGCACUCGCAAAGACCUAUGUGUGGCGUGCAUAUGUGGGUUCUCGUGCUGAUGUUCUUGACGAUGAUUUUUACAACUAGAUUGCGUGGGACAAGGGCUCAUUUUCCACAUUAUGUCAAUAUUUUCUUACUAUAAAAGCCUUCUAAGAAAUUAAGGCAACAUAUCUUAACUUUUUUUUGGUGGGUGUAAAAGCAUUCAUAUAUUCUAUUUAUGUAAACUGAAAACAGCGACGUCUCCAUUGGAAAGGGCAGCACAUAGUUUGUUUGUUGAAUGGUAGCAGACGUCGCUUACAAUAGCAUCAUUUGCUACAUUAUAUUGAUAGAGCAAUUGCUCAUUUUCACUGUUCCAAACAAAUACGCUUCCUGACUCGCUGCCGCUAAUUACACAGCUUUCAUCUGUGGUAAUACACGAACGUACUCGAUACUGUUUAUUGUCAUGACCUGUGUAAUGGUGCUGAUAUGCCCCCGAGCUAACAUCAACCGAGUGAAUUGCCGAAUUUAAUGUGGAAACCAGAACGGAUGGUUUUUUUUCGAAUGGCUGAAGACUAGUGAUUGGCACUAUCCAUUAUAACGUUAGUAAUAAUUUUUUGAAAUGAGCCUUGAAAGGUAUCACGACGUUACCUUGAAGCAUAUCAGUGGAUAAUUUUCCUUGUCGCAAGUCGUAAAUUCGUAAGCAUCCAUCUGUCGAGCCAGUGAGAAUAAAGUGACCGGUGAUUUUUACUGCAGCUACACUGUCUCUAGCGUCAUUUAAUACUUGAAUGGGCAAGGUGGAUGUUGAUCUGUUCGUGCGUUAGGAAUUUGAUAGAUAUUGGAAAAUGACAAACCUGCAAUCCCACAGUCUUACUGUGGAAUCGAAGGAACCUAGAAUAUAUGUCAAUGAUUUAAUUCCCUGUGCAUAUCCGUUUCCUGUACUUACCGCUUGCUAGCACCGAGUAAUCAUCGUUGAAACAAACAGUGUUCACUCGAGACAAAUGCCCACUUAGACGCCGAAGAACAUUUCCAGUCAUUACGUCCCAUAAUAGGACUGAUCUGUCACCGCCGCAGGAUGCGAAUUUGCUACUGUCAUCAACUACAUCGAUAUCGAGUACUUCUUUUAGGUGUCCUGAAGAUUGUGUUAAUUAUUAAUCACAAAACAAAUAACACACCUUGAAAUUCGCGUAUACAUAGUUUCGUAUAAGAGUUCCAAAUACGAACGAGCCGGUCGUUCCCCCCUGUCAGAACAUAAUUUCCCGUCGUAUUGAAUCGAACUACAUUAAGGGCCUCUUUUGUUGGUGUCUGUAAAGUAUUCACAAGUUCUAGUCCCAUAAAACACUUUUAAAUCCAGCAGUAGUUCAGUGCAACAAGAAAUUGACUGUUUGUUGUAGGAGAUUUAGAAUGAGUAGAGAA
Molecule: messenger RNA, 3361 nt
Organism: Schizosaccharomyces japonicus yFS275
Lineage: Eukaryota; Fungi; Ascomycota; Schizosaccharomycetes; Schizosaccharomycetales; Schizosaccharomycetaceae
Product: vacuolar polyphosphatase
Exons: 1
Coding region: 326-2056 (576 amino acids)
Cellular component (GO): membrane; vacuole; vacuolar membrane
Molecular function (GO): endopolyphosphatase activity; hydrolase activity
Source: RefSeq, a predicted model, not a curated record